Molecule: messenger RNA, 1203 nt
Organism: Cannabis sativa
Lineage: Eukaryota; Viridiplantae; Streptophyta; Magnoliopsida; Rosales; Cannabaceae
Exons: 2
Coding region: 61-471 (136 amino acids)
Source: RefSeq, a predicted model, not a curated record
UCUUUGAUUCGUCAUUUAACGGAAGAAUAACGUUUUCUUGUAGACCGUUACUAUAAGAGGAUGACUUUCGAGGUUUGUGGAGCAGAUGAUGCUGUUGCUAGGGGUAAGACUAAUUUACUUGGAAAGAGGUCUAAGAAGACCACAAGUCAUGUUGCAAAAUCUCGAGUUCCUGCUAAGGAACAUGAAGCUGGUGGCUCUCUGUUGCUAACUGAUGGUGUGGUUGCGGCUUCUCCACUGAGGGGUGACAACGUGUUGUCUAUUGAGGAGAGUAUGAUCAACCUGUCCAUCUCUUCUAAUAUUUCAGCUUACUCUGACCCUGCUUCUAUCAAAGGUCAUGUUAAGGCUCUUCUCCAUUCGAGAGAUGAAGAGCGUUUGAGGGGCAUCAGAGUUGCGGGGCGAGUGAAUUAUGGUGUUUCUACGAUUUACCAAGCUAUUCAAGCAGUCCUCUACAACAAUUUCUCUUCAUCAUAAGAACAUGCUUUGAACAAGGAGCAGUCUAGACUUAGCAAGGAAGUGGAGAACUUGAAACUGGAAGGAGAGACUACCAAAUCAUCAUAUGACAAGCUCAAACUGGAUUAUUCCUCGUUGAACACUGAGUUGGAGCGUGUGCAUGCCAGACUCAAGGAGUAGGACGCUAAUUAUGUCGCAUUGUACCAGGAGGUUGAUGAUAUUUCGCUCAAGACUGCCAUCAAGACAAGGGGGAGUUGAUGAUACAGUAUAAGAAAGGGCUCCAUCGUGGAUGGGAUGUCGAUGGUGCUAUUGCACUUCAUGAAGAAUAUUUAGCUCUUGAGCAAGAGAAUGAGAUGGAUGUUGACGCUCAUAUCUCUAUGUCUGGUGUGAGCGUCGAUGCUCAUACCUCUGUCCCUGGUAUGGGUGUCGAUGCUCAUACUUCUAAUUCUGGCGGGUGUGGCAUUGACGAUGUGAUGUUCUCCAUUGCUAAAUAUGGUACCAUUGCUCCAUAGUGGGUCUUUUUAAGUUUAUCCCUUUUGUUUACAAGUGACAAUUGAUUUAAACUCUUAAGUCUUUUUUGUUUAAAGCAUGAACAUCGCCAUAGUGGUAUUGAGUAUGUAUGCUUAACGAUCCUUUUGAUGUGCGGACAUCCUCUUAGCAAUUUCCCUUUUGAAUUUUAUGACGCUUUGAUGUAUGAACGUUGCCUUUGCGGUGGUAUGACUUAUUAUCUUAAUUUGGUAUUAAUAUUCUUCA